AGUUUCUGCGAGGAUAGAGUCCUGCUGUACCAUUCAGGGUGAAGCGACAUUUUCAGGCUGAUUUGUAAUAUUUAAUAAGACACCAUGUCAAAGGGACCAGCAGUUGGCAUUGACCUGGGCACCACCUACUCCUGUGUGGGUGUGUUUCAGCAUGGCAAAGUGGAGAUCAUAGCCAACGACCAGGGAAACAGGACCACACCCAGUUAUGUCGCCUUCACAGACACAGAAAGGCUGAUUGGGGACGCAGCCAAGAACCAAGUGGCCAUGAACCCCACAAACACAGUGUUUGAUGCUAAGCGGCUGAUAGGGCGGAAGUUUGACGACAGUGUCGUCCAGGCAGACAUGAAACACUGGCCGUUUACAGUGAUCAACGACUCGACACGGCCCAAGGUCCAAGUGGAGUACAAGGGAGGACAUAGAGCGCAUGGUCCAGGAGGCUGAACAGUACAAAGCUGCGGACGAUGUCCAGAGGGACAAGGUGGCGUCCAAGAAUGGCCUGGAGUCAUACGCCUUCAACAUGAAGUCCACCGUGGAGGACGAGAAGCUCAAGGGCAAGCUCAGCGACGAGGACAAACAGAAGAUCCUGGACAAAUGCAAUGAGGUCAUCAGCUGGCUGGACAAGAACCAGUCUGCAGAGAAGGAGGAGUUUGAGCACCACCAGAAGGAGCUGGAGAAGGUCUGUAACCCCAUCAUCACCAAGCUGUACCAGGGUGCUGGGGGGGAUGCCUGGAGGGAUGCCUGGAGGGAUGCCUGGGGGGAUGCCUGGAGGGAUGCCCGGGGCUGGUGGUGCCGCACCCGGAGGAGGUGGAUCCUCUGGACCAACAAUUGAGGAAGUCGACUAAACCAUUUAGUAUUAUUUUACUCUUGAUUGGAUAUGGCUAAAUAGUGGUCCACAUUCUAUGGCUUGGAAUGGGUUGAACCUUUAUUUUCCGAAUCUGCAUUGACUACUUGUUGUUUAUUUUGGUCAUUCAUCAUUUUAUGCUGAAAGCAACCAUGGAUUGAGUCUUUUUCAUGGGCACUGUUCUACCUAUUGUUAAACGUUUUCAGUUUAGCCAGUGAAUGGUUACUAUACAGAGCAUGUUUUUCACAAGUCGCAUUCUGUGACUCCAAAAUGUUUUUGCCUUUGCACUGCGUUCUUGGCUAAAGGUAACUCUUAAAAAAUAAAAUCUCUUGAAUUC
Salmo salar (Atlantic salmon) is the source of this 1178-nucleotide messenger RNA. RefSeq names its product Heat shock cognate 71 kDa protein (gene hsp7c). The record is from RefSeq and is marked provisional. Lineage: Eukaryota; Metazoa; Chordata; Actinopteri; Salmoniformes; Salmonidae. Gene Ontology annotation, molecular function: ATP-dependent protein folding chaperone; ATP binding.